AUGGCGCGAGAGGAGAGGAGGGGGAGAGAGAGGGAGGGGGCGAGACACAACGAAAAAGACAACAGAGACAGAGACAGAGAAAAAGAGAGAGACAGAGACAGAGACAGAGACAGAGAGAAGGAGAGAGACAGAGACAGAGACAGAGAUAGAGAUAGAGACAGAGAUAGGGAUAGGGAUAGGGAUAGAGAUAGGGAUAGGGAUAGAGAGAAGGAAAGAGAAAGAGAUAGAGAAAAAGAAAGAGAAAGAGAAAGAGAUAGAGAUAGAGAAGAUAGAGAGAAGGAAAGAGAAAGAGAUAGAGAAAAAGAAAGAGAAAGAGAAAGAGAUAGAGAUAGAGAUAGAGAUAAAGAAAGAGAUAGAGGAAGAGAUAAAGACAGAGAAAGACAACGCGACAGAGAAAGAGAAAGAGAGAGAGAGAAAGCCCGUGAGAGAGAAAGAGAGAGAGAAAGAGAAAGAGAAAGAGAGAGAGAAAGAGAAAGAGAAAGAGAAAGAGAAAGAGAAAGACGCAGCACAGAUCGCUUUCGCCGCGAGGGCCCCUUCAGCCGCAGGUCCCGCAGCAGGGACAGAGACAGGGGGGGGCCCCCCUUCCGCCGCAGCACGUGGCGUUCUGAGGGUCGCAAGGCCUAUCGCUUUGACUCUCCCCCCCGCAUGGAUGAAGGAGAAGAGUCUGGUGCUGGUGUAGCAGCAGCAGCAGCAGCAGCAACUGCAGCAGCAGCAUUUGCAUCUGUUCCGGGUGCUGCAGCAGCUCUUAGUGGGGAGUUCCAGCAGCAGCAGCAGCAGCAGCAGCAGCAGCAGCAGCACCAGGAGCAGCAGGAGGUUUAUUACAGCUAG
Molecule: messenger RNA, 828 nt
Organism: Eimeria mitis
Lineage: Eukaryota; Apicomplexa; Conoidasida; Eucoccidiorida; Eimeriidae
Product: U2 small nuclear ribonucleoprotein auxiliary factor U2AF, putative
Exons: 3
Coding region: 1-828 (275 amino acids)
Source: RefSeq, a predicted model, not a curated record